AUGGGCUGUGAAAUAAGUGUGGUUAAUUGCACCAUUCAACCUAUACGGAGUUUGUGCUCGUGAUUCGUCAAUUUUAUUUGAGGUACGUGAUUAUUAACUCACCCAAGGGAAAGAGGAGAACAUGCUUUACUUAAGCCGAGAUUCCCGCAAGACGUAUCCCCAUCAAACUAAACAUCGGAUAGAAUAGCAUUUCAACAUGGUAGCAGCACAGUUUGGUUCCGCUUCAGUGCACGAUCCGACGAAGCCGGUACAUGCUGGCCCGGAAGAUGGUUGGCAUGGCGUCGUAGCGCCAAGAUCACGCUUUGCCCCGGACUCUGGGAGGUACCAUCUCUAUAUUGGCUACUUUUGUCCCUUUGCGCACCGAGUCAAUUUGGUGCGAUAUUUGAAGGGACUUGAUUCAGCGAUCGACAUUUCCGUCGUUAAGGCAUAUCCAAAGGGAGAAAACGGCUGGCCUGGCUGGGCGUUCCCUGGAGCUAACGGUCCUGACGAUACAUACGAGGGGUCGACUCCGGACAAACUCUUCGGCUCGAAAUACCUGCACGAAGUCUACUUUAGAACCGACAAAGACUACAAGGGAAAGUAUAGUGUCCCUGCACUUUGGGACACUAAAGAAAACACCCUGGUGAAUAACGAGAGCUUGGAGAUGCUGCGAUGGAUGCAACGAGGAUUUGAUGAAAUAUUGCCCGAGAGGAGUCCGGAGAGAAAACUCACAUUGUACCCAGAGCAUUUGCAGGCGAAAAUCGACGAAGUUGGCGAAUGGUUGACGCGCGAUCUCAACAGUGGCGUUUACAAAGCGGGGUUUGCGAAGGACCAAGCCGCCUACGAGAAAGGUGUGAUACCUGUCUUCGCAGCGCUGAACCAGCUGGAACAAUUAAUCCACAAGAAUGGCGGGCCUUACGUACUCGGAAAGGCAAUCACGGAGUUAGACGUCCUGGCUUAUGCGACCGCUAUUCGAUUUGAUGUUGUGUAUGUGCAGCAUUUCAAAUGCAAUCUAGGCACUAUCCGUGGCAACUAUCCCGUUAUUCAUGAGUGGUUGAAAAACCUGUACUGGAAUGUCUGGGGAUUUAGCGAGACGACGAAUUUUAAGCACAUUAAGGAAAACUACACCAAAAGCCACCAUGAUAUCAACCCGCUCGCCAUUACACCCCUGGGUCCUUACCCGGAUGUUGAGGAGGGUGUGAACCUAGACUUCAGCAGUAUUAAGCCUGGAGUUAUAGCACAUCCAGCAGUUCUGGAACAGCAGAAAAACCUCCCUGCAGUUUAGACGAUGGUGAUUGGUUUCGGACGUCCGUGACACAUCUGUUGUGCUAUGCUGUGUUAUGCUUACUAAGGGAACGGAAUAGUAUAAGACUUGUGGUGGAUCCUCUGUCAAGCGCAUGUAGAAUCUCGACCUCUAGGACUCCUUGAAAGAUCUAAAUUCAAUCCAGCUAGCAUCAACUAGACACCUGAAUGGAGGACGUCACAAUCUAGUAAUGUGAGGGGUAGCAUGAGAUUCAUUACAUAUUUCAGAUUUGUCUUACAUUCUUAUCUAACCAGCCAUCUUUGAGUGGCCCGUUAUCUAUUAUGCGUCUUCCUAUGCCGGGAAGCUGAACCAGGGAGGUGCUGUAGGUAAUAAUGAUAAGGAAACCAUGCACCGCUUGCCAAGAAAUGACGAGGACACGCACGGUACUAGCUGAAGAUCGUCAUCAGGGGUAACUCCAAACUAGAUCUACCAUUUCAAGGUCCAAUGCCUUCUUCGGGGUACAUCUCUACAAACGCUUAUCUCUACUGACUCUCCGAACCCCCGCAAGCGGCACAAGAACGAUACGGUGAGAACCAAUGCCUACUUAGGUAGAUAGAUCUGAUGUGUUCAUCUACGAUAAGAAACACAAUGGA
Molecule: messenger RNA, 1875 nt
Organism: Hypoxylon trugodes
Lineage: Eukaryota; Fungi; Ascomycota; Sordariomycetes; Xylariales; Hypoxylaceae
Product: glutathione S-transferase
Exons: 2
Coding region: 197-1264 (355 amino acids)
Cellular component (GO): cytoplasm
Molecular function (GO): glutathione transferase activity
Source: RefSeq, a predicted model, not a curated record